UUUUUGUUGCUUUAAACAUUCAUCGAUUUUUUCAUUUUUUAAAAAUUUGCGUUCGGAUUCGUUAUUUCGUCAUUCUGAAAUAGGAAGCGGUUUCAAUUUCAGAUCUUCUCAUGCUUCUGCAUCAAGCAAGAUCUUUUCAAUAUUUAAACAAAGGCAGAGGCAUUGACAUGUCUUAAUUAUUGAGGUUUCUGAAAUAUUUGGGGACGGAGAUGAAGCUAGCUGCUCUGUUGACUUCUGCUGGUAUCAAUACUGCAGUGAGCGUAGUGCUGUUCUCCUUGUAUUCGGUUUUAAGGAAACAACCAAGCUUUGUCAAUGUUUACUUUGGCGCGAAGAUUGCUCAGGUAAGAUCAAGACAACAGGAUGCCUUUCGGUUUGAUCGAUUUGUUCCUUCUCCAAGUUGGAUCCUAAAGGCAUGGGAGACAUCUGAUGAAGAAAUAUGCGCUACUGGUGGCUUGGAUGCAGUGGUAUUCGUGCGGAUGAUUGUUUUCAGUUUCCGAAUAUUCUCCAUUGCAGCCAUUGUAUGCAAUUUUCUUGUGCUCCCACUUAAUUAUUUUGGAAAAGAGAUGCAGCGUCACCAGAUUCCAGCUGAGACAUUGGAGGUAUUCACCAUUGCGAAUGUUGAGGAAGGAUCCAGAUGGCUUUGGGCUCACUGCCUUGCGUUGUACCUCGUAUCUUGCUGUUCUUGUUUUCUUCUAUACCUUGAGUACAAAAGCAUUUCAAGGAUGAGGCUGGCUUACUUUACUUCAUCUGUUUCCAACCCAAGUUAUUUCACAGUUCUUGUUCGUGCCAUCCCAUGGUCGCGAGAAGAAUCAUACAGUGGAACAGUGGCAAGAUUCUUCACAAAUUUCUAUGCAUCAAGUUUUUUAUCUCAUCAAAUCGUUUAUCGAUCUGGCUCUGUUCAGAAACUGGUGACUGAUGCAGGGAAGGUGUGCAAGAUGCUAAAACUGACGCCUAGGGAACUACAUAUUGGAUCAAAUUCCAUGAGAUGUGGUCUUUGUGGAACAACAGCAUCGUUCAGCAUGCUUCCCAUGGAUGCGGAAGGUGACAAAGGAAGAAGUGAUUUUGGCGGUUCAGAUUUGAGGAAAAAGGAGUCUGCAGCUGCUUUAGUUUUUUUCAGGACUCGCUAUGCUGCUUUGGUUGCUUCUCAGAGCCUUCAAUCUCGAAAUCCUAUGUCAUGGGUCACAAAUCUUUCUCCAGAACCAGGUGAUAUGUAUUGGUCAAACAUUUGUGUCCCAUAUAGACUCCUUUGGAUCCGCAAAGUAGCUAUUCUUGUGGCCUCGAUGGCUUUGGUGGCAUUUUUCAUUGUGCCUGUUUCAUUAACACAAGGUCUUGUUCACCUCGACAAGCUUCAAAAGACAUUUCCAUUUCUUAAAGGAGUUUUAAAGAGGAAAGCAAUGAGUCAGCUGGCUACGGGAUAUCUACCAAGUGUCGUGUUAAUAAUAUUUAUGUACAUGGUUCCUCCAAUAAUGUUGCUAUUUUCUACAUUGGAAGGCUCUACCUCUCGUAGUGGUAGGAAGAGGAGUGCAAGCAUAAAAGUUUUGUGCUUCUUCAUCUGGAAUGUUUUCUUUGGUAACAUCCUCUCGGGCUCUGUGAUUGAGAGGUUCAGUAAGAUUUUUAAGGAUGUAAAUUACCUACUUGCAACAGCAGUACCAUCAACGGCCACCUUUUUUAUGACUUAUGUUUUGACAUCAGGCUGGGCAAGUCUAUCAUGUGAACUCAUGCAACCGUUUGGUUUACUCUGCAACUUAUUCUAUAUAUUUAUUCUCAGAAACAAGGAUGUCACUACAUAUGGCACAUUGACUUUUCCAUACCACACAGAAGUUCCGAGGAUCCUUCUAUUUGGGCUUUUUGGCUUUGUGUAUUCCACAUUGUCUCCUUUGAUACUGCCAUUCUUGCUGGUUUAUUUUUCCCUUGCUUACCUUGUAUACCGUAAUCAGAUCCUCAACGUAUAUGUAACAAAAUAUCAAACUGGGGGAACUUAUUGGCCUAUUGUGCACAACGCAACAAUUUUCUCAAUGGUGCUGAUGCAAGUUAUAGCCAUGGCAGUCUUUGGACUAAAAAAGUCUACAGUGGCGUCAAGCUUCGUAAUUCCGCUGAUAAUCAUGACACUCCUUUUCAAUGAGUAUUGCAGGCAAAGGUUUCAACCAUUAUUCAUGCAAAUCCCUGCUCAGAUUCUUAUUGAAAUGGACCGGCAGGAUGAACAAAAUGGGAAAAUGAAAGAGAUCCACCAAAAACUCACAACAUCUUAUACACAGUUUAAAUCCAAAUCCCGCACUCUGGGUGAUCCUAUGCCCCCAAAUAAUAACUGCAGGCUUGAAGACCUAGAAAUUAAUCCAGGGAAAAGCCCUGUCCAUCAUCUCUCUUCUUAAUGGGUUCAACAUACGUUGAAAAUUGGAGAAUCAUUAUCAAGUAUAUGAAUUUCUGGGCAUUUACAUAUUGCUAGUUGUGAUUCUUCUACCUAUUUAUUUUUGGAGGAAAGGCAGACGAUAUCUUGAAUAGAAACUUUUAGUAUACACAGGAGAUAGUUAUUAUAAGCGCUCCUGGAGAAGCAAGAUUUUGAAGUGUUUAGAUUAUCUCUGUCUCACAUAGAGAUGAGAAGAUGGACGUAUUGAGUUUUUGUACAGAUGAUAGUUCCAUGAAUAAUGAAACUCUCUGUUAGAGUAUGAUGUUCUUACAUGUAUAGUUGAGAUACUUACAGGUUAUUCUAUCAGA
Molecule: messenger RNA, 2712 nt
Organism: Solanum verrucosum
Lineage: Eukaryota; Viridiplantae; Streptophyta; Magnoliopsida; Solanales; Solanaceae
Product: CSC1-like protein RXW8
Cellular component (GO): plasma membrane
Molecular function (GO): calcium-activated cation channel activity
Source: RefSeq, a predicted model, not a curated record